CUCCGUCGUCUUCUUCCUCAGAAGAUAUUUAUAAGUAAACGAUUACUUGUUCGAUUUCUUCACUUUUGGUCAUCGAACGAUCACGAAGAAACCAUGGCAGAAGAGAAAAGCGGGAAAAAGAAAGUGAUGGUGGCGAUUGAUGAUAGUGAUUGCAGUAAACACGCUCUGAAAUGGACGCUGGUGUAUCUCAAGGAUAGCCUCGACGAUUCCGAUAUCAUCCUCUUCACCGCUCAGCCUCCACUUGAUCUCAGCUGCGUCUAUGCUUCCUCUUAUGGUGCCGCUCCGAUGGAGCUGAUAAACUCAAUGCAAGAGAAUCAUAAGAACGCAGGAUUGAAUCGGCUUGAGGAAGGGGCCAAAAUUUGUGCUGAGAGUGGGGUUACCCCAAGAAAGGCGAUGGAAAUUGGGAAUCCUAAAGAAGCGAUAUGUGAUGCUGUUAAGAAGCUUGGUGUUGAUUUGCUUAUAGUUGGGAGCAAUGGUAAAGGGGCACUUGAAAGGACUUUCCUUGGAAGUGUUAGCAAUUACUGUGUCAACAAAGCUAAGUGCCCAGUUCUUGUGGUGAGGGCAAAGGCUUGAAGACCCCUUUAUAUCGCUAGAGUUUGAGAAGAACCCUGGCUUGUUUGUUAUAUGUGUUGUAAACAUCUUGAUAAUAAUGCUUUGCUUGUUUAUUACUGUUUAAAGAAACUUUGUGAGUGCACAUAAUCUAUUUUGUUUAAUAAAGGAACGAACUUUAGCGUGCUCUU
Messenger RNA from Eutrema salsugineum, 740 nucleotides. RefSeq names its product universal stress protein A-like protein. The coding region runs from base 94 to 573 and encodes 159 amino acids. The record is from RefSeq and is a predicted model, not a curated record. The transcript is spliced from 4 exons. NCBI's taxonomy places the organism in Eukaryota, Viridiplantae, Streptophyta, Magnoliopsida, Brassicales, Brassicaceae.